Haemonchus placei is the source of this 468-nucleotide messenger RNA. The record is from the annotation of a GenBank genome assembly. NCBI's taxonomy places the organism in Eukaryota, Metazoa, Nematoda, Chromadorea, Rhabditida, Trichostrongylidae.
AUGGUCAGACUACCCUUUGUGGUUAAUUUGAUAAGCCAAACUCACCCGGGAAAGCAAAUUCCGAAACAUACUCACUUCACAAUGUUCGGCAUUAUCUUCCUUGUAAUUCUUAUCGGCGGUGUCAGUGCGAGAAAGACUCAGUUAGAAGUAGAAGGACGUUUCCUCUGCGAUGAUGAUAGAAUCAAUUGGGCUGUCUACGCGGAACUAAGAGAGCGAAACGUAAUCCUGGAUGAAAGUCUCGACUGGGUCAAUGUGAAGGCCAACAACCGCUUUCGACUGAGAGGAUUUGUGGAUGAUAGCACCAACGAGCCUUACCUUGUAAUCAGGCAUACCUGUCGCGGUGAGAAAGACGAAAUUAUCGUCAAUUUCGGGAAGAAAUAUGAUGAUAUAUGGAUCGAAAUGGGAGAUGUGGAUCUCAAUGAUCCAUUACUGCAAAAAUCGUUGAGGACCAAAUACGAGACGGACUAA